Lasiodiplodia theobromae is the source of this 1950-nucleotide messenger RNA. Its product is annotated as Heterokaryon incompatibility protein. The transcript has a single exon. The record is from RefSeq and is a predicted model, not a curated record. Lineage: Eukaryota; Fungi; Ascomycota; Dothideomycetes; Botryosphaeriales; Botryosphaeriaceae. The coding region runs from base 1 to 1950 and encodes 649 amino acids.
AUGCCGCAGACGCAGCUCCCCUACCGCUACAAACGUCUGACUUCGACCGCCACGACGCGUUUGGUCCAGAUACAGCCGUCCACUGCGUCUGGAUCCGGUUUGGUCGUGAACAUCGUCGAAGCUUUUCCCUCGGGCCCGCUGGAGUACGAUGCCCUGUCGUACACAUGGGGCACGGCGGAGCCGGACAAGCCCAUCGUGGCCAACAACGACCGGCGGCUGCUCGUCACGGACAACCUGGCCAAGGCGAUGCGGCGCUUCCGCCACGCGACCGAGGUCGUGUCGCUCUGGAUUGACCAGCUCUGCAUCGACCAGCGGAACGCCCGGGAGCGCAGCCUCCAGGUCGCCAUGAUGGGCACGAUCUACCGGUCCGCGCGCAAGGUCAUCGUCUGGCUCGGCGACGACGUCCAGGACGACGGAUCAUCCCAGCAGCAGCUCAACCUCAAGCCGGGCCUGCGCCUCGCCGGCCAGAUCCUCGACAAGCUGCGCGAGGAGCCCCGGCUCAAGUUCGACUGGAGCAACAGCGCCACCAGCUCCCUGCCGCGCGCUGGCAACAGGCCCUGGCAGGCCCUCGCAGCGAUCCUCCGGCGUCCGUGGUUCGGCCGCAUGUGGGUCAUCCAAGAGGUGGUUCUGUCGUCGUGCAUAGAGGUCUACUGCGGGCGGGAGAUGUUUACGUGGGACGAGGUGGGGAAGAUUGUGGACUAUCUCGAUUGCGACGAGUAUAGAGCGUACAACAUCCGGAACUCGGAGCUCGUCACCGAACUGCCCUUCUCACGCAUUAACCGCAUCAAGAAGCAGCACGAGCAGGGGGUUCGACCCGACCUGUUUGAGUUGAUGCUGGCGUGUCGGCACUUUGGCGCGACGGAUGAGAGGGACAAGAUAUACGCCUUGCUGGAGCUCGGCGAGCACGAUAUCACGCCUGAUUACAGCAUGAGCCCGAGAGACGUGUUUGUGGAUUUCGCAGCCCGUACGAUAAGGAUGGCUCAGCAGCGACGACGUUGCUGCGAUUACGGCAUCGAGAACCCGCAUCAGUUCCACUGCUGCGUCGAAGGCUUGAAAGACAGGGACAAGUACCUCCGCAUCAUGACCAUGCUAUGCUGCGCGGGCUCCACCAAUCAGAGGCAGAUUCUGUCGUGUAGCGAGAGGCUCCCGUCAUGGGUCCCGGACUGGACGCAGCCUCUAAAAGUCCGGCCCUUCUGCUUCUGGGGCUCAAAGACCUUCAUGGCCGGCGGUAGCGAGUACGGUGAGAUAUCAGUCCGGGACGAGGGUGCGCGGCUGUCCAUCCCCGGCAAGCUCUUCGACACGGUACGAGCGGCGGGUAGCGUGAACCUGAACCUGACCGACAUCGCAGACGCGAAGGUGGAGCGGGAGCUAAUCACGCAGUGGUAUGCCGACUGUGACCGCAUCGUCGCGCAGAAUCGCUUCCCGUACCCGGUGACGGGUAAGGAGCCGAGGGUGGUGAUGAAGAAGAUCCUGGAGCACAACGGCAUUGGCGAGACGACGGCGGCGGCGGCGGCGGCAGGGGCGACGGUGACAGCGAGGAAAACGCCGGGACACAACAACAACACCACUGCCGCACAACAGCGCCCGCAGGCCUACCAGCAAAGACGCUCGUCGGGCAACCUGAUCGACGAUCUCGCCAGCCCUCAGUGGGUCCUGCCGGACCAGCACUAUGAAUCGACAAUGGGGGUCGCCGUGGGACGCGUGCUCUUCCUGACGACUUCGGGCUACAUGGGUCUGGCGCCGCACGGGACCCGCGACGGCGACGUGGUCUUCGUCGUGCUGGGGUGCGACAUCCCAUUCGUCCUACGGCCGGCCGGCGGCGGCGAUCAUUGCGGCGGCGAGGGCGGCGGUGACUACGUGCUGCUCGGCGAGUGCUUCGUGUACAAGGCCAUGGAUGGCGAGGCGAUGCGUGAUGAUAGCAAAGCGGUCCAGGAUGUUACCGUCAUAUGA